Menidia menidia (Atlantic silverside) is the source of this 906-nucleotide messenger RNA. The record is from the annotation of a GenBank genome assembly. Lineage: Eukaryota; Metazoa; Chordata; Actinopteri; Atheriniformes; Atherinopsidae.
AUGGCUCCACCCCCGGAGCGUUUUACUUCCUGUGAGAGGGAGCAACCGGACACCAUGCCCAAUCCUAAAACAGCCAAAUCUUCCGCUUGCAAACUAACUGAAGAGCCAACGAGGAAGAAUAUGUCAACUAGCAAAGAAGCUAACCAGGCAGCUCAACAGCACGAGAUACCUGCUAGCGACUCUGACUCCCUGGCCGCCGAUAUCUCUCAAUCUGUCAUCGAGAGGAUUUCAGCCCUGAUGGAUAAAAAGUUUGCGGAGUUUGCCACCACUUUGAGCAACAUCUCUGCUAAACUAGAAGCCAACACGGAGCGCAUCACGGAUGCAGAGCACCGCAUUUCAGCAGUGGAGGAUGACGUGUUGGCGGUGGAACCCAGGCUGAAAGAGCUGGAGUCAAAAGUGCGUAUUCUGACCGAUAAAUGUAUCGACUUGGAGGGACGGAACCGAAGGGAUAAUAUCUUGAUUUUUAACCUCAAAGAAGAUACGGAAGGCCGACAGCCAGUUUCAUUUUUUGAGAGAUGGCUCCCAACUCUUCUUGGCUUGGAGUGUAAGCGGGGCGUCAUUAAGAUCGACCGGGCUCACCGGAGCCUUGGUCCGCCGAGACGUGACCGGCCGCGCGCUGUGAUCGUUAAGCUACAUCACUCCAGAGAUACAUCCAGGAUCUUGGCGGCCGCAAGGAAGCAGCCUCCGCUCACAUACGAAGGCCAAACGAUCAUCAUCAGACAGGAUAUGUCUGCUGCUGUCAAGGAUAUGCGCCGUGCGUUUAAUGAGGUGUGCGAACUUCUUAUCAAGAAGGAUAUUAAAUUCUCCAUGAGAUACCCGGCUGUUCUAUCUUUUUCGCACGGAGGGAAAACCCGAUCGUUUCGCUCACCCAAGGAUGCACUUGCUUUCCUGGACGAACUGAACUGA